Colius striatus (speckled mousebird) is the source of this 3116-nucleotide messenger RNA. It is a transcript of the gene MARK3, whose product is annotated as microtubule affinity regulating kinase 3. The record is from RefSeq and is a predicted model, not a curated record. Bases 696 to 2912 code for a protein of 738 amino acids. Gene Ontology annotation, cellular component: plasma membrane; cytoplasm. Gene Ontology annotation, biological process: protein phosphorylation; intracellular signal transduction. The transcript has 17 exons. Gene Ontology annotation, molecular function: protein serine/threonine kinase activity; ATP binding. NCBI's taxonomy places the organism in Eukaryota, Metazoa, Chordata, Aves, Coliiformes, Coliidae.
GAGCGGCGGAGGGGCGGGGGGCAGGCAGGCAGGCGAGCGGCGGGGCGGGUGGGCGCGCAGCUUCCCCCCAGCCCGGCCGCGGCCCGCGGGGAGACAGCCUUCUCGGAGCCUGGGGCGAGCGGGUAGAGACGGGCGGGGAAGAGAGCGGGCGGCUCCGUGAAGCGGAGCCGCGGCGGGGGAAGGAGAGAGGAGACCCCUCAGCGGCGGGCCUGCGUUGGCCUCCGUGCCCCGACAGCAGCGGAGAAGAGUCGGCGAGAGGAGUCGGGCUGCGCGACGCCCCGCUGCCUCUUCCUCCUCCCUGGCAGUCCGCCCUGCCUUUCCCCCCCACCCCUCCCCCGGAGCCGCUCCCUCGCCUCCUCCCUUUCCCCAGCUCCAUCCCUCCGCGCUUGAUGAGGUGCCCCUCUCCCCGCUGCUGACCUCCGCGGAGCCCGGCCUGGCAGUAGGAUGAGCCCGGAGGGCUCGGAGGGGGCGAGACCGCUCCGCUCCCUGAGGGGGAUCUAGCUCGGGCGUGUGGCGCCGCCGGAGGGUGGGGGGCACCGACGCGACGCCGCCCCCCCGCCAGCCACCUCGUCCUUCAUGGUGGCUCCCUGCGACCACCAUCUCGGAGCAGACGCGCAGCCCCGGCCCGGGGGCCCGUGUGUGUGUGUGUGCGCGCACCGCCGUCGCGGGCAGCGCAGCCGCCCGAGUGAAGUAAAAUGUCCACUCGGACUCCAUUGCCCACGGUGAACGAGCGCGACACCGAGAACCACACGUCCCAUGGAGACGGACGGCAGGAAGUUUCCUCUCGAACUGGGCGCUCUGGAGCUCGCUGCAGGAACUCUAUAGCUUCCUGCGCAGAUGAGCAGCCGCACAUUGGAAACUACAGGCUCCUUAAAACCAUUGGAAAGGGCAAUUUUGCAAAAGUUAAGCUGGCAAGGCACAUCCUAACUGGCAGAGAGGUUGCCAUUAAAAUAAUUGACAAAACACAGUUGAACCCAACUAGUCUCCAAAAGCUCUUUAGAGAAGUAAGAAUAAUGAAGAUCUUAAAUCAUCCAAACAUAGUGAAGCUAUUUGAAGUCAUUGAAACUGAAAAAACUCUCUAUUUAAUAAUGGAAUAUGCAAGUGGGGGAGAGGUGUUUGACUACCUGGUUGCACAUGGAAGAAUGAAGGAAAAGGAGGCUAGAGCUAAAUUUAGACAGAUAGUAUCUGCAGUGCAGUAUUGCCAUCAAAAGCAUAUUGUUCAUAGAGAUCUCAAGGCUGAAAAUCUGUUGCUAGAUGCAGAUAUGAACAUUAAAAUAGCUGACUUCGGUUUUAGCAAUGAGUUUACAGUCGGAAAUAAACUGGACACCUUUUGUGGCAGCCCACCGUAUGCUGCUCCAGAGCUCUUUCAAGGGAAGAAAUAUGAUGGACCUGAAGUAGAUGUUUGGAGUUUAGGUGUUAUUCUUUAUACUCUUGUGAGUGGAUCUCUCCCUUUCGAUGGACAGAACUUAAAGGAACUUCGAGAAAGAGUUCUAAGGGGAAAAUACAGGAUUCCUUUCUACAUGUCCACAGACUGUGAAAACCUCCUCAAACGUUUCCUGGUGCUAAACCCAACAAAAAGAGGCACUCUAGAGCAAAUCAUGAAGGACAGGUGGAUCAAUGCUGGGCAUGAGGAGGAUGAACUUAAACCUUUUGUUGAACCAGAACUAGACAUCUCGGACCAGAAAAGAAUAGAUAUUAUGGUAGGAAUGGGAUAUUCUCAAGAAGAAAUUCAAGAAUCCCUUAGUAAAAUGAAGUAUGAUGAAAUCACAGCUACAUACUUACUGCUAGGAAGGAAAUCAUCAGAGUUGGAUGCAAGUGAUUCAAGCUCCAGCAGCAACCUUUCACUUGCCAAAGUUAGGCCAAGUAGUGAUCUUAACAAUAGCACUGGACAAUCUCCUCAUCACAAAGUUCAGAGAAGCAUAUCUUCCAGCCAGAAACAGCGGCGGUACAGCGAUCACGCUGGACCAUCCAUCCCCUCAGUAGUGGCAUAUCCCAAAAGAAGCCAGACUAGUACUACAGACAGUGACCUCAAAGAGGAAGGAAUUCAGUCAAGAAAAUCCAGCAGUAGUGCUGUUGCAGGAAGAGGAAUUGCACCAGCCAGUCCAAUGCUUGGAAAUGCCAGCAAUCCCAAUAAGGCUGAUAUUCCUGAACGUAAGAAAAGCUCAGCUGUUCCUAGUAAUAAUACUGCCCCUGGAGCGAUGACACGGCGCAACACAUACGUUUGUAGUGAAAGAACCACUGCUGAUAGGCAUUCAGUGAUACAAAAUGGCAAGGAGAACAGCGCUAUUCCCGAUCAAAGGACCCCCGUGGCUUCCACCCACAGCAUCAGCAGCGCCACCACCCCGGACCGCAUCCGCUUCCCGCGCGGCACGGCCAGCCGCAGCACCUUCCACGGGCAGCUGCGGGAGCGCCGCACCGCCACCUACAACGGCCCGCCCGCCUCGCCCAGCCUCUCGCACGAGGCCACGCCGCUCUCCCAGGCUCGCACCAGGGGCUCCACUAAUCUCUUUAGCAAGCUAACUUCCAAGCUAACCAGAAGAAACAUGUCAUUCAGGUUUAUCAAAAGCCGCAACGUCGCCGUGGAUCAAAAGGACGAGAACAAGGAAGCCAAGCCUCGGUCGCUGCGUUUUACCUGGAGCAUGAAAACCACCAGCUCCAUGGAUCCCAAUGACAUGAUGAGGGAAAUCCGGAAGGUCCUGGACGCCAACAAUUGUGACUAUGAACAAAGGGAGCGUUUCCUCCUUUUCUGCGUCCACGGGGACGGGCACGCGGAAAACCUUGUCCAGUGGGAGAUGGAGGUGUGUAAACUGCCAAGACUGUCCCUGAACGGAGUUCGCUUUAAGCGGAUAUCGGGAACAUCCAUAGCUUUUAAAAACAUUGCUUCCAAAAUUGCCAAUGAGUUAAAGCUGUAACGAGAGAAGUAGUUGAAGUUGUAAAUUAGUUAGCAAUUUCAAGUGGUUUUGAGAACUCCGAUGGAAAUGUAUAGAGUAACAUUUAGGCAAUAACUUCUGCAUCCUUCUGAAUAGUGAUAUUAAACAAAGCUGCUGAGCUGGGAGGGAGAGUUGGACUUUUUUAUAAGUGCACUACAGCAUUAAAGUUGCCUACUAUGUAAAAUA